Molecule: messenger RNA, 483 nt
Organism: Exophiala mesophila
Lineage: Eukaryota; Fungi; Ascomycota; Eurotiomycetes; Chaetothyriales; Herpotrichiellaceae
Exons: 1
Coding region: 1-483 (160 amino acids)
Biological process (GO): protein phosphorylation
Molecular function (GO): protein kinase activity; ATP binding
Source: RefSeq, a predicted model, not a curated record
AUGCCGUCGCAACUACGGACUGUGAGUUAUCGAAGAUCGACAGCGACCAGCGGUUCCAAGGAACGGAUGAAGAGCGCUCCUAAGAUCUUGGUCGAGUUGAAGAGAGCUCUUAGAACUGACUUGGAUCACAGGUAUUCGCACUAUGUAGCAUUGAAAGGAAUCAAGACCAAAGCAUCCCUCACGCCUGAACCUAAACUGUUGAUUCGACAGAGAAUCAAGGAAGACUAUGAUUAUUCAAUGGCGAAGCAUGUCAUGAUCUAUCUGGACACUUUCCACCACCGCGGGGCUCGAGGACAGGAUCUACGACCUAAUCAUUUGCUAUGGGGAUCUAUGGCAAAGGGCAUUCUAAAGCAUGCAUUGAUUGGACUGGCCUUCCUCCACAAGAAUGACAUCAUUCAUGGCGAUUUGUGGCCUGGAAAUACACUCCCUGCUACCUCCAACACCGAUUCUCUGCCUGAAGAUGACUUGCAGCAAGUCCUAUGA